Bombyx mandarina (wild silkworm) is the source of this 1285-nucleotide messenger RNA. RefSeq names its product transcription factor B4 (gene Tfb4). NCBI's taxonomy places the organism in Eukaryota, Metazoa, Arthropoda, Insecta, Lepidoptera, Bombycidae. The record is from RefSeq and is a predicted model, not a curated record.
CAGAAAUAACAAAUCGGUGAAAUGGUAUUAAAUAUUUUACAGGAUAUUUUUAGAACAUCGAUUGUGCUCUUUUAAUUACUAUUUGAAUUAAAGUACUCACUUCAUGUGACUUAAUCAUUAGCAAUGGCAGACGACGAUGUGCCCUCCGACAGCAGUCUCCUCGUGGUAAUAGUGGACACCAAUCCCAAUCAAAGAUACAUAAUAGAGGACCCCAAAAUGCUCACAAACGUCUUGGAUGCUGUAGUAGCAUUUAGUAACUCCCAUUUAAUGCAGAAAGCUAGUAAUGAACUUGCAGUAAUAGGCUGUCAUUUUCAUAAAAGUGAAUACCUGUAUCCAAGUCCUGGUAAACCUCUCGAUGUAAGACAAAUAGAUGGACAGUAUGAAUUAUUCACAUUAGUUGAGAAGACCAUCAAAAUGAGAUUAGUCAAUUUAAUCAAAAGUCAACCGCAAGAAGAGAAACCCGGAGAAUCAUUGCUGGCUGGCGCUUUGGCACUGGGACUCUGUUUUAUUGCCAGAUCUCGACGUAGUGCCAUUCCGGGUUUAAGGACUAGCAGCCGUAUCCUCGUGGUCACGGGCAGCGCCGACACCGCUGCGCAGUACAUCAACUACAUGAACGUGUUCUUCACCGCACAGAAGGAGCAAGUCCUGAUCGACGUGUGUUCUGUGGACAAGCAUCUCAGUCUGCUGCAGCAGGGUUGCGACAUCACGGGAGGCCUGUACCUGAAGAUACCAAGCUUGGAGGGAUUGCUACAGUACUUACUGUGGGUGUUCCUGCCGGAAGCCAAUGAGAGAAGUAAACUGGUACUGCCGGGGCGGGGCCGCGUGGACUACCGCGCUGCCUGCUUCUGCCACAGGGAACUGCUCACCAUCGGCUACGUCUGUUCGGUUUGCUUGAGUGUUUUCUGCAAAUUCAGCCCGAUAUGUACAACGUGUCACACCGUCUUCAAAAUAGGAGGACCACCUAUCAAACCCAAGAAGAAGAAAAUGAAAGUUUAAAAUGACUUUUACCUGCUCUUAAUAUUCGUGAGCUUUUAAUAUUAAUGUGUCCAUAUUGUGAAAAUUGAACCGGCAAUAUUGUAAAAAUUAAGUAUUUACUGGUGAUAUGGCGUAUUGUAAGUCCGCACGAGGAGAUACCACAAUUCGACAUCUUUCUGCCGCUAAGCAAUCCUGAGGUCCAAUUUGAAGGACGAUCUCGAUGUCUUAAGAUCAAGUGGACCAUGAGCUCGUUCACAUAUCUAUUCAAUAAAUAAACUAUACUGAUAUCUUAGAACUUAUAUCUCAAGGU